Messenger RNA from Closterium sp. Yama58-4, 2859 nucleotides. NCBI's taxonomy places the organism in Eukaryota, Viridiplantae, Streptophyta, Zygnematophyceae, Desmidiales, Closteriaceae. The record is from the annotation of a GenBank genome assembly.
AUGGCCGAGCUUCGGCGCGAAGGUAGGAAAUGGGACUGGGCGAAGCCGUCCGAGGAGGAGGUGCAUGCGAGGCUCGCCGACUGCGACGAACCCCUUCGAGAUAAAGUGCCCGACACCGUCCGGGACGGGGACGCGGGCUCCGGCCUGCUAGCAAUGAGCGCGUUGCUCUGGGCGGUGAGGCGGAAGGAUCGGUUGGCCGGCGCCCUCCGUCGCAGUGCCACCAGCAUGGACAAGGUCGCUGUUGCGGGGUUGAAGGGGCUGCGGACUGAGAUGGUAGCCUUCAUCAAGAAGCAGGUCGCGCUCAUACGGUCGGGCCGAAACGUAGUUGCGGCCGACGUCUGUGACGACGACGGCGAGGAGGUUCAGUCGGCGCCCCAAGCUGGCGGUGUCGCCCCUGCCGUCGCUGAUGCGCGUGGCACCUCGGUCGGGAAGCCGGGUAGCGGCGUCGACGAGGCCGAUGCGGCAGCAGGACAUGGGGUGGCCGGGACCGAGGAGAAGCACCGGGACGAGGUUGUUCAUGGGGAUGAUGAUGGGGUCCAGGGUCGUGAGGCGGAUCGCAGUUCGGGGAAGCAGUCGGGGAAGAGCGUGCUCGACAUGCUCAAGAAGCACUGGGCUGGGGUUCGAGCGGCCAGCACUGAUCAGGGUGGUGGGGGUCCCGCCGACGAGCAUGCCACUGAUGACGCACUGCCAAGGGCUCCGCCUUCGGUCGCCGAUAAGCCACCACGACAGGGUAGCGGUGAAGAAGGGCUGCGCGACAAGGAGAAGGCGGCCGCAAAAACGGCCCCAGCUGGCCAGGGCCCGAAGACAGGGGUCGCGGUGGCGUCAGCGGUUCCUCACCAGCCCCCAGCUGGUGCACGCCCUCCGACCGGACCGUCUGCCGGGCGACCUGCCGACGUCCCGCGCUCUGCCGACGUCCCGGCUGCCGACAAGGCUGGCCGCGCGGGGAAAGGGGCGGCAGUUGCGGACGCGCUCAAGGAGCAGCUCAGGCGCCUAGCCGGCCACAAGGCUGUUCAACAGCCCCCCGCUGCUGUCGACGCCCCAUCUGCCAGUGUCCCAAAGUCGCCGGUCGUCGCCGCCCGUGCUCCUGCAGACCCAAAGUCCGCGUUGCUGCGCGCCCAGCUGGGCGCACUAGCGUCGACUGCGCCAACUCAGCAGGCUUCUGGCUCCGGCGCUAAGACGUCGUCGGCAAAAGUCGCACCACCCACCCCUGUGGCAGCUGAGGUUGAGAAGGCGGCGGAGAAGGGCGUUCGUGCCGCCCUUGCCACCGGCGGCGGCCCCGUCGAGCAGGCGCCCCCCGAUGCUGAUAUCGCUGCCAUACAGGCCCACCUGGAUGCUGCCAAUCCCCGACCGCUGGCCAUCUCCGACACGGCACAUGUGGAGCCUUCGGCGGGUCUCGUCGGCAGUCCAGCAGAGCCGACUGCGACCGGUGAUGCUGUCGGCGAUGGAAAGGCGAAACGGAAGGGGAAGGCGGGCUCACAGAGGAAGACGCGGGAGAAGUCGGAGGCGAAGGCGGCGGAUAGAGGGAAGGGGAAGGCGGCUGAGACGGCGGCUGACAAGGAUGGAGGCGGCAAUACGGGGGUGAAAGGGAAAGCGGGGGAGAAUCAGAAGUCGCUCGGCGAGGGUACGUCGACGGGGAGGAAGGGGAAGGACAAGUCGGUAGGAGAAGGUGCAUCGACGGGGAGAAAGGGGAAGGAGAAGGCGGUCGGCGAUGGUUCGUCGAAAGGGAGAAAGGGAAAGCGGAAGGCGGCGGAGGAGGAUGUCGAGGAGGUGGAGGACGUCGAGCAGGAGGAAGAAGAAGAGGCGGAGGAGGAGGUGGAGGAGGCGGAUGAGGACGAUGAGGAGGAGGUCGAGCUAGGAUGGGUCGGCGAGAUUAAGGUGCACGGCAUCAAUCGAUACAUCGGCAAGUCGCGUGAGAAGAUGGAGCUCGCGUACGUGCACUCCAUCGCGUUCGUCGUCUACGACGGUUUCGUGAGCAAGGUGCUCAUGAACGAGCUCACCGUCCUGGACAGCGCCGAGUUGGAGAGGUGGAAGGAGGUGUGGGAGGAGGUCAGGAUCUUGCCGACCGGGAUGUGGACGGUGAUGUGGGCCCGGGGAACGCUCCUUCCAAAGACACGGCUGAAUGAGAUCCUCGACAAGUAUCGACAUUACAAGACCACUGGCGAUGCGCUGCACGCCGCGCUCCUGCCAGCGAUAUGGUACCCAGUCGAUCCCGACACCGAGGAAGGCCGAGAGAAGUCGGCGUCCAUGCUGUCCGCGUUGAUUGGCCGCGUGUCAAUGUGCGCUGCGUAUGGGAAGACCGCUGCGACAGCGGCGAGAAAGGAGGGAGACAGCGACGAGAAGACGGAUAUGGCGGCAUGGGCGUUAGGAGCAUCCGCAUGCGCUGUGUGGUGCUUCGUCGAGAACGGCGAUGCCCAGGUGGAGGAUGCUGUGGAAGAAGGGAAGGCGGCGGCGCUUGUGGGCGGAGCGAGCCAGGCGACCGCCGAUGUAUUCGGCAAAGUCAUGGAGGCGGUGCUGAACGCCGAGAUCAACAGGGACCGCCCCCUGGGAGAGGUUGCUUACAACGUCGCGCCAGCACUCAAGAGGACCGCCCUUGACAUGGCCUAUCCGGGGGUGGAUGCCGGAGUCGAUGCCGACGUGAUCGCAAGAGCGACGGUCGAGACGAUGGCGUUCUGGGGAAUGUGCCCCGUCGCCGGGCCGAAACUCAAAGCGAGGGGCAUCGCGGUGCCGAUUGACGCGCAGAUGAAGGCCGAUAUCGACAACAGGGGGAGAAAGGGUCAGAGGGGCAAGAAGGCGACGAAGGCCAAGGGCGGCACGGAGAAGAAGGGGACGAAGGGCCAGAAGGCGAAGGAGUCGGCGUAG